Messenger RNA from Homalodisca vitripennis (glassy-winged sharpshooter), 1227 nucleotides. RefSeq names its product ATP synthase mitochondrial F1 complex assembly factor 1. Gene Ontology annotation, biological process: mitochondrial proton-transporting ATP synthase complex assembly. The transcript has a single exon. The record is from RefSeq and is a predicted model, not a curated record. Gene Ontology annotation, cellular component: mitochondrion. Bases 238 to 1098 code for a protein of 286 amino acids. Lineage: Eukaryota; Metazoa; Arthropoda; Insecta; Hemiptera; Cicadellidae.
UAUAUCAGUGAUCACUGUGUUUAUUUUUUAAGUUUAUUUUAUUUAUAUAUGAAUUUGUGAACGUUCGCGUUUACCACAACUUCUAUCUUCUAUGGAUUGUGAGUUUAUAGGUCUUUGAACCAAAUCCACUUGGAAUCUGUUUUUUAGUUCGUCUGCUAGAGUUUUGUGUGGGGUGUGGGGUUCUGUUUGUACACUGUUUAUUAUCUCAUACUAUUUUGAGGUUAUUGUAGUUGGGAUAUGUUUAAGAUUCUUAUUAACGUUCCAAAAUUAAGACAGUUGAGUUUCGAUAACGCUGUGAUCAAGUUUUGUUUUCCAACUCAAUACUGCAUGAUAUCUACGUCAAAAAUGAACUAUGAAAAAGCAGAGGAAAAUCUUCAAAGUAACCCAUAUUACAACAAGUACGCACAUAAAAUAGCUGAUUUACAGAAAACGUCCCCUGAAGAAUUUUUAGCACGUUUGAAGGAAAAUGAAAACAGGAAAACUCCAAAAACGAGUAAUAAACACAUAGCUACUCCUCUAGCUGGACAUGCAGGUACUGCCAAAUCUGGAUCUACAGUAUUUACAAAGCCAAAACUGUUGAAUGAUGUUAUGAAGACGGAGUUAAUUUCGGGGAAGUCUGCAGAUGAAAUUAAGGAUAUUUGGCUGGAAUAUCACAAACACAAAGACUGUAUAGCUGCGUCAGUUCCAUCAAGUAACUUUGAUUUAUUACAAUCUAGGGGAGAGAAAUUUCCGCUAUUUUUAUUACCACUUCCUCGAGAUCAAGGGUAUGAAUUCAUACUGUGCCAGUUUUCAGGCAAUGAAGUUCACUUUACUCCUCUCAUAAGCUAUCAGACACACAAAGAAAAUGCCCCAGAAUGUUUAACAAUGGUUUAUUACACAGAUAUUAAGGAAUCUAAAGGUAUAGUUCUAAUGAAAGGAGAGUUCAACAAAGAUGUCUUGACUGCAUUGGAAGCUCAAUGUUUAGCUAAUGAAUUACAGCUGUACUACGGAGAAGAAAAUGAAAAAAGAACACUUCUUCUAGAACGAUUUACUAACAAUCCUGAUGAUUUCCGGCACAUGGAUCUUAUUGCAAACUUAGAGACUUUGUCUCUGAAAUAGGAUAGACCUCAGUAGGCCUACAGAUCUGCACACCUGUAGAAGAUUAUGACAAGAUUUACUGUAAAUAUGUAUAACAUAAUCUAUACAUUUAAAAUUAAUUGUUUGAAUAUAUAUCAACUUUUAAUUCAA